AUGUGUGCAUCAACGAAAUUUAAGAUGAAUAAUUCUUUAGAUCCAGAACAGAAAAUACAGGAAGCAUAUACAGAGCGCCAAACACCAAACAUUCUUAUAACUGGUACUCCAGGAACUGGCAAAACUACUCUAAGCCAGCUAGCGUCGGAAUCAACGGGUUUACAUAACAUAAUUGUAGGAGAAUUAGUUAAAGAAAAAUCAUUACAUCAUGGUUAUGAUCAAGACUUUCAAAGCUGGAUUUUAGAUGAUGAUAAGCUUGUAGAUGAAUUAGAAGAAACAUUAUCAAAUGGAGGAAAUAUAGUGGAUUUUCAUUCAUGUGAAGUAUUUCCCGAACGUUGGUUUGAUUUAGUUCUAGUAUUAAGAACUGAUAAUACGAUAUUGUAUGAUAGAUUAAAAGAUAGAGGUUAUUCACAAAAAAAAAUCACGGAAAAUAUUGAUAGUGAAAUAUUUCAAGUGAUAUUAGAAGAAGCAAAGGAGUCAUAUGCGGCAGAAAUCGUGGUUGAGCUACAAAGUAAUAAUAUAGAGGACAUGCAAAGUAAUGUUACGAGGAUUGAAGAAUGGGUGGAGGCUUGGAAGACACGAACAAACGAGAAAGACCAUCAGAAAAAUUUAAAUAAUACUUCUAAUUAA
Messenger RNA from Dentiscutata erythropus, 630 nucleotides. NCBI's taxonomy places the organism in Eukaryota, Fungi, Glomeromycota, Glomeromycetes, Diversisporales, Gigasporaceae. The record is from the annotation of a GenBank genome assembly.